Molecule: messenger RNA, 780 nt
Organism: Dermacentor silvarum
Lineage: Eukaryota; Metazoa; Arthropoda; Arachnida; Ixodida; Ixodidae
Product: transcription factor sox-3
Exons: 2
Coding region: 1-780 (259 amino acids)
Biological process (GO): cell differentiation; anatomical structure morphogenesis; regulation of DNA-templated transcription
Molecular function (GO): RNA polymerase II cis-regulatory region sequence-specific DNA binding; DNA-binding transcription factor activity, RNA polymerase II-specific
Source: RefSeq, a predicted model, not a curated record
AUGGCGGUGCCUGUUGAGGCCUCCGAUCCCGGCUUGGGGGGUCCAUCGAUGAGCAGUGACGUGCAGCACAGCUACCAGCUUCGGUCGCGCAUUCCGCGACCUCCAAACGCCUUCAUGCUGUUCGCACAAGAAGAGAGGCGAUCGGUGGCCGCUGAGAACCCGAACGAGAACAACCAGUGCGUGAGAAGCCGCCUGGGCAAGCUGUGCCGUAAUCUCAGCACCGCCAACAAGGAGCCAUACCAACGCAAGGUGGUCGAAGCUGCCAACGUCCACCGAAGGAAUCACCCGGACUACGUCUACAACCCGCGUGAGGCCUACCGGUGCAAGGGGCACGAUCGCAGGACCAAGGCGAUUGCCAGCAAGCCCAAGCGUCGCAGUUCCGGGGACCAGGAGCAGCAGCCGAGCAUUUCCACAGCCGUGGCCCAGGAUCGACGGAACGCCACUCCCUAUAGGCUGACGGCCAUUGUCACGGCCACGGCGUCGGCUCGUUCUGAUGCGUGGCCCUACAACGGGCACCGGUUCCCCGGUCCUCUGCCACUAUCACUGCGUGUGGCCAACAGAGAAUACGCCGCGCCCACCGCUCAGUUAGCGGCAGCUCGCGCAUUCAAGCAGCCUAAAACCCCAUGUGCCCCAACUAUGCUUGACAAUCAGCUGUCCCCCACGCUCCUGGACGACGAAGACGACGACUCGUCUGUGGGCACGUCGUCGUUCGACCAGGGCAGAUUCCCGGAGACCCUAGGCUCUGCAGAUGGUGCCCCAGGCGACGGUCAGCCAUCGUAG